UCACUUUUCUCCAUGCGAAAAUAUCAAACCCACAACUUGUGAGCCCUUUCCUCUCUUCUCCUAUCAACAAUCUACCAACAAUGGCAAUGAUUUUAGAUUUCUAUGUCUCGAGAGUCAUAAAAGUCACAGCAGACAUGGUGGAGGCAGAGAUAUUCAAGGUGCUCGGCGUUGACAAGGAGAUCAAAACUCUUCAAGGAAGGCUAAGGACAAUCAAUGGUUAUCUCCAUCAGGCAGAAAGAAAGAGACAGGGAAAUGAUGAAAUUGAUAUAUGGGUGAGGAAGUUAAAAGAUAUUAUGUAUGAUGCUGAUGAUAUUAUUGAUCUAUGUAUGAUCGAAGGAGGGAAAGUAUUAAGGGCUCAAGCCUCAUCAGGGUCAUCAACUGUAAGCAUCCCUUCCAGUUAUCUCUUUUCAUGCUUUCGCUGUCUUAGAUAUCGUCAUGAAGUUGCCAAUCAAAUUAUUGCAUUGAAUGGUAGAUUGGAAGCUCUGAAAAAUGAUUCUUUCAUAAAAAAUAACUUAGAUCAGACAGUGAAAGAACCUGUUGAAAAUACUCACAGAGUAUUUGGACGGGAAACAUCUCACCUACAAGUAGAAGGAGAUAUUAUUGGGUCACAAAUUGAAAAUGCUACUGAUAAGUUAAUUAAUUUGAUACUCGAGAAUAACCCAAAAAAAACUCGUGUUUUUGGAGUUGUGGGGACUGGGGGAAUUGGAAAGAGCACUCUAGCAAGCAAAAUAUUUGAGGAUGAAAGGAUCAAAGAGAACUUUCCCAAUAGAAAAUGGUUAUAUGUUUCUAAGAACUACAUUGAAACUGAUUUAUUAAAGAAGUUGAUUAGAUUUGAGGAAGGAAGUGAAACCAAAGGAGAAACCUUUGAAGGCAAAAGUAAAGCAGAAUUAGAGGAUAAACUUGUGACGGUUCUCACAAAGAAUACUUUCAUUGUAUUAGAUGAUGUAUGGAAUGCAACUGUAUGGAUAGAUAUCUUGAGAAAACCUAUAGUUAAAGGUGCAAGUAGCUGUACGAUCUUAGUUACCUCUAGAAAAGAAAAAGUUGUAACGCUAAUGAAACCCACACAUAUCCACCCGGUCGAAAAAAUGAAUGAAGAAAGCGGUUGGAAUUUGCUUAAACAUUUGGUGUUUGAAGGCGGAGAGGAAGAAGAUGAGAUUUCAAAUUUGGAAGAAAUAGGGAUUAAACUUGUUAAGAAAUGUGAUGGAUUGCCUCUUGCAAUUAAAGCUAUUGGAGGAGUUUUAUACCAACAAAAUAAAGCAAAAUGGGAGGAGGUUCUUGAAAGCGAUGCAUGGAAGAUGGAUCAAAUUGAAGAAGAAUUAAGGCCUUUAUACUUGAGUUAUGAAGACUUACCAUCUACACUAAAACAAUGUUUCCUCUAUUGCUCUUUGUACCAUCAAAAAGACAUGUAUUAUAAGGAGAUUGUUCAGUUUUGGGUAGCUGAAGGUCUUAUUAUGGAUGAGCAAGAGAAGUCGAGGAAUGAUCUUCCAACUGAAAAACAAAAAACGAUGGAAGAUAUAGGGGAGGAGAUCUAUAGGGAGUUAAUAUGGAGGAAUCUCUUGGAAGCUGAUGCACUUGUAGAUGCGUCCAAGGAUUACUUUUCUAUGCAUGAUCACUUCCGAUCUCUCGGUGCACAUUUAAUGAGAGAGGAAGGGAUUUUAUAUCGACAUGGUAGAGAGUUCAAAACAGAUGAUAAUAUAAAGAUUCGCCGUUUGUCAAUCUCUAAUAUGGGACCCAAGCUAGUGUUACCCUCUCAGAUUCUAAAACAAGGUUGUUUGAGAACUUUAAUUCUCAUGGACUCCUCUAAAACUAAGACUAUUGAAGAUAGUCUACUGCAAGCAUUAUCAUGCUUGCGAGUUUUGGAUCUCACUAGCACAUCCAUUGAAAAAAUUCCGGAUUGCAUUGGGGAUUUGUUGCAUUUAAGAUAUUUAGAUCUUGAUGGGACAAAUAUUCGUGAGAUUCCAGCGACUAUUGGGAAUCUUGUAAAUCUUCAGACUCUAAAUAUCUCCGAGUGUCAGUACUUGGAAAGGCUUCCCAAGUCCAUCACUAUGUUGCAUAAUCUAAGAUGUCUUGAGAUGAGAAAUACUCCACUGCUGACUUAUGUGCCCAAGGGAAUUGGAAAACUGGGAAAUUUCUAUAAUCUUCAGGGAUUUCUGGUGGGGCAGAAUGACUCGAUCUCUGAAGAAGGCUGUGACUUGGAAGAGCUGAAAAAUCUCUCCAAAUUGAGAGGCAUAAGCAUUUUCAGGCUUGAGAGGGCAGAAAGAGGAGCCUCUGCACUUGCAGACAAACCUUUCCUUAAGCAGCUAACGCUUGGAUGGAUGCAGCCAGAUGAAGAUGAUGCAGAUGAGGAGGAAGAAUCAGAAGGUGCUAAUGAAGUAGGCGCCGACGAAGAGGCUGAUAAUGACGGCAAUGAUGAUAAAGAUGCAGGCAAUGAGAAAGGGGAUGACAACGAUGAUGGCUCAAAACAAGAAAAUGAAAAUGAGGAAGCAGAAGAAGCAGGCAACGAAACAGAAGAUGAAACUGAGGAGGACGAGGCGGAGGAAGAAGAAAAAGGAUGGAGCGAUGAGCAAAUUAGCAAAGCCGAGAGGAUAUGCAAUGAAAUGUCUCAGCCUUCAUCAAGCAUAGAAGACCUUUUCUUCUAUGAGUAUCCCGGACGACAGCUCCCGAGCUGGAUGAUAUCCUCUUCCCUGGCUGAAUCUUUUCCAAACUUGGCAUAUUUGCAGCUCCUUGGUUUGCCAUGUUGCACAGAGCUCCCUCCCUUUGGCACACUGCCCCAGCUGAAGUACCUCAGAAUUGAACAGGCAAGCGCAAUAACCGCCAUCGGUUCUCAAUUCCUCGGCUCAAGAAGUUCUGUGUUUCCCAAACUUGAAUUGCUCAGAUUCGUAGGCAUGCCUAAAUGGGAGGAAUGGACGUUAGAUGGAGUAGAGGAGUUAACUGGUCAUGGAACACCACUUGCAGUGAAGUUGUUUCCAAGUCUCAGGGAUUGUAUUCUCAUAGACUGUCCAAAGCUAAGGGCUCUUCCUGCAGAUCUCUACCGCGCCACCAACUUCAGUGAAUUGUGCCUGCGCCAAACGUAUGAGCUAGGAGAAAUAAUCAAUCUCCCCAUGGCGAACAAGCUCGAGGUGACAAAUGCUAGUGGGUUGAAGAAGAUAUCCAACAUCUCCUCAGUAAGAUAUCUUGAGGUUGAUAAUUGUCCCAACUUGGAGUGCGUGGAAAAUAUUGGCAAGCUGCAGCAUUUGGUGUUGAUAUGUUCAGAGGAAAUGGAACAGCUCCCGCAGUGGUUAUCGGUCUUGAUCGAGCAGCACAACAACACAUCAAGCACUCACAGGAGUCUCAGAAAAUUCGAGAUGCAAUGCAGCCUGCAACUACUGAAGACCUGUCUUGAGGGCAACGAGAAUUGGGACAUCAUCAAGCAAAUUCCUAUUGUCAAAGUCACAACAUAUUCUGAAAAAGAAUAUAUACGCUAUACCAAGGAUCCCUACAUGUAUGAUCCGCACGUUCCUGCUAAUUGAGAAAGGUUUGUAUCAGUAAAAGUAUCAGUUUGUGUUUAACUGUAUUGGCGAAUAAUGCUGUUUCAGCGCAAGGUGUGAUUUCUAUAGUGCUGUUUGUAUUUGCUUUCUUCUGCAUUUGGUUGCAAGACUGUUUGUUCAGAAUAGCCGCUCUUCCCUUGGUGUUGUUCAAGAGAAGAAAAGAAAAUUUUGUGAUUUAUACUUUAGUUUGAAGUACUUUUUGCAAAGUCCAUCAGUCUAGUCACGUCUAUCCCUGUUAGUAUCGUCAUCAUCUUCAGUGAGCUUAGUAUGAAGUAUGUUGUACAAUUGAAGCAGUUCAUCUCACCCCAUGUUCAUAUCAAGUGUGUUUGCGUCUUCCAUGUUGGUAAAUAAAUGCUAUUAGGUGCGAGUAUUUUCCAUGUUGAUCAUUUCUACCAUACACUUUGUAUUUGUUUCCUUGCAUUUGAUCUAGUGUUGGUGUGAUGAGAAGCCAUUUCUUUCUAAACAUAUUGCUUUAAAAAGUACCCGUGCAGUCUCAUUAACAUAGUGGAGUUAACAACUACUAAAAUUCGUCUUGAUCCGUGUAUGUCUUUUGUUUUUAUUUAUUUGUUGUCGUCGUUGUAUUUUAUUUAUCAGUGACUAAGGCUAUUCAGCUAGAUGUAAUGGAUUUAGUAUUCGUUCAACAUGUCCUUUCGUACAUUGUAUACGUUUCUUAGCCAUCGCUUAGGUUGAGGAAUCCAUUGUGUUGGUUUAACAAAUCAACUGCACGCCGUCGUCUAAGAGAUUUAUCGAAAUAGACGAAGCAACUGAUGGAAGAUCUGCAAUUACAAGAUCAGACAGAGACACCCCAUGAAAGAAGCCCAGUGCAGAAAUAGUCGAGAGGGAAAGAUGAUCCUGGUCAUCAUGUGCUCACUUGAAAAACAGUAACGAAUAUGAAGGUCUCAACUCUCAGUUAUCCGUGUUUCGAACCACAAACAGUUUGUUUGUUGCAUGAUC
This is a messenger RNA of Zingiber officinale, 4481 nucleotides long. RefSeq names its product putative disease resistance protein RGA3. The transcript is spliced from 4 exons. NCBI's taxonomy places the organism in Eukaryota, Viridiplantae, Streptophyta, Magnoliopsida, Zingiberales, Zingiberaceae. The record is from RefSeq and is a predicted model, not a curated record. Gene Ontology annotation, biological process: defense response to other organism. Gene Ontology annotation, molecular function: protein binding; ADP binding. Bases 81 to 3509 code for a protein of 1142 amino acids.